This is a messenger RNA of Cinara cedri, 264 nucleotides long. The record is from the annotation of a GenBank genome assembly. NCBI's taxonomy places the organism in Eukaryota, Metazoa, Arthropoda, Insecta, Hemiptera, Aphididae.
AUGAUCUUUUCCAGUAAACGUUCUCCUAUUCUUCAUCCACAUUCUCUAGGCUAUUCCUCUCACACUUGUGUUAAUGGGAUCAAAGAUCUUGGUUCUCAUUUACCUUCAACCCUCUCCUUCGGACACCAUGUCGAUGUUACUGUUGGACGUGCUCUAAAAAUCCUUGAGUUCGUAAAGCGCAAUUCUUCUCUUUUCUCCUCUGCCUCUUAUCUUCGUGCUUUAUAUUUCUGCCUGGUGCGGUCGAUCCAAGAGCACGGGAUCACC